AAUUCCUAACCCUAGAUCCGGACACCGCCGAUUUCUAAUCCAGUGGACGAAUUCACAGCGUUCUUUCCUAAUCCGCUGGCGACCACCGUCGAGAGCUGUUCUUCUCCAUCGAUUUCUCAUCGGCAGCGACGAAACCCCUAGCCUCAGCUGGAGCAGCUUGAUAGUCUCGUGACUACUCUGCCAAUGAUUCAAGAUAUGCACACCUUGUUGUUCGGGAAGGUUUCCAAUUGGGGGAGUCAACUUAAUCCAACGUGCGGGCGCACUGUUUACCGAAUACAUAUGGUAUCGGCAGAGGAGUCCUCCAGCGUUUGCAGCCUUUGUUUGCAGUUGUUCGACCCGAAUAUCACAGGCACAGGGUCCUGUCAAAGUCCUGACUCCUGACCAAGGCCAGGAGAAGUAAUUAGUUGAUUUUGAGUUCAGCCAGAAAUCUUAGUUAUUCUUAGUGUG
Linum tenue is the source of this 447-nucleotide messenger RNA. The record is from the annotation of a GenBank genome assembly. Lineage: Eukaryota; Viridiplantae; Streptophyta; Magnoliopsida; Malpighiales; Linaceae.